Molecule: messenger RNA, 432 nt
Organism: Paraglomus brasilianum
Lineage: Eukaryota; Fungi; Glomeromycota; Glomeromycetes; Paraglomerales; Paraglomeraceae
Source: the annotation of a GenBank genome assembly
AUGAGCGCUCAAGGAAACGUCAACGCGUUCGCACAGUAUCCGCUUAUUGCAAGCGCGUUCGUCGCUGAUUAUUAUAAUAAAAUGAGUCGCAAUAGAGCAGAAGUCGUCAACCUUUAUCAUCCGGAAGCGAUGAUGACGUAUGAAGGAGAAGAAUAUUUUAGGCGAGACAAAGUUUCGGAAAAGCUGGCGAAAUUACAAUUCUCAAGUUGUGAAUUUCGAGCGCAGACUUUUGAUGCUCAUCCUGUUUCUGUGAAUCAGAUCUUUGUCAUGAUUACUGGGAUGUUACUGGUUGAUGGAGAAACCAACCCUACACGUUUUGCACAGUUUCUAACUCUUGAAGUAUACGAUUUUGUUCCACCACGGACCGAAGCAGAACUUGGUGUGGUCUCGGCUUUGAUAAGGAACGAUAUUUUCCGUUUGAAUUAUGGUUGA